UGGAGAUCAGCUCAUCAUGAGCUUUGCUGGAUCUCAUCCCAACAGCUUCGAUAGAUUCACAAUGAACUUUGGUUAUGGACGGGUGGACAUAAGAUGGAGUAGUUAAUAGUGGCGAGCAAAAUAUGUUUAGGCGCUUCAUUAAGCCGGUAUCUUCAGGGUUAUAUAUUUUGACUCGUGCUUCACUUCCACCCUAAGCGAUCCCUUCGUCCAUGAUGUGUCUCCAUAUUUCUAAUUUGUACGAGGACUAGGUUUCGACGCCGUGAAGCAAGUCGCCCUUGAGGAAAAUUACCGGAGCACCGAUCGAAUCUUAGCUGUAGCCGCGAGAGUUCUCCGACGUGGAAAUGUCGAAAAAUUGCAAGCAAAGGCACCGUGGGGGUCUUUGUCGGAACCUGUGCGAGUGUGGAAAGUGGAGGAACCUUACGCAGAGGCACGAAAAGUAGCACAAGAAAUCAAGAGAUUGGUGAUGGACAUGUCUAAGAAGUCUACGGCACCUGAGAAGAAAACGAAUUUCUCGAACGUCGAAGGCAUUGGAGGCCCUACAACUUCAACAGAAGAAGAAAACCGCAACGCUGAAGGUGAUAAAAAGCACAAGAACAGUUCUUCUACCUCUACUGGCCAGCAUGGAUCUGGUGGAGGCGCUUCUACCGAUGAAGGUGGAGAACCUGUGAAUUGGUCUGACUUUGCCAUCCUUCUGCGAAACAUGAAGUUCGGACGAUUGCAGGGUAAC
Amoebophrya sp. A25 is the source of this 727-nucleotide messenger RNA. Lineage: Eukaryota; Dinophyceae; Syndiniales; Amoebophryaceae. The record is from the annotation of a GenBank genome assembly.